Messenger RNA from Plenodomus lingam JN3, 141 nucleotides. RefSeq lists its product as uncharacterized. The record is from RefSeq and is a predicted model, not a curated record. Lineage: Eukaryota; Fungi; Ascomycota; Dothideomycetes; Pleosporales; Leptosphaeriaceae.
AUGAGGAUCCGAAUCGAUGACCUGUUGGCGAGCGAAGCAAACAACUACGCCACGCUUCAACGUCAAGUCACAGUCUCGCUGGACCACUGUAUCCAACAGUGCCCCUGCAAGAUUACGGAAGAUGAGGCAGUUCCCGAGUGA